Cyprinus carpio (common carp) is the source of this 3947-nucleotide messenger RNA. Its product is annotated as heterogeneous nuclear ribonucleoprotein Ua. Gene Ontology annotation, cellular component: mitotic spindle microtubule; telomerase holoenzyme complex; cytoplasmic ribonucleoprotein granule. The record is from RefSeq and is a predicted model, not a curated record. NCBI's taxonomy places the organism in Eukaryota, Metazoa, Chordata, Actinopteri, Cypriniformes, Cyprinidae. Gene Ontology annotation, biological process: negative regulation of transcription by RNA polymerase II; RNA localization to chromatin; positive regulation of attachment of mitotic spindle microtubules to kinetochore. Gene Ontology annotation, molecular function: transcription corepressor activity; RNA polymerase II C-terminal domain binding; pre-mRNA binding.
GAUUAAAUAAGACUCAACUGGCCCCGUUCUUCUGCGACUGCUGCCCAUCAGUGACCUCAUCGAGCGUCUCCGAACAGUCCGCUCUUAACCUGCUCUUCCUGGUCAUAUUUCAUACAUUCGAGGUAUAACGUCUAAAGAUACAAAGAAAGGAUUAAAACGGCAAGAUGAGCUCACUGAAUGUGAAGAAGCUGAAAGUGAACGAGCUGAAGGACGAGCUGAAGAAGAGGAGUCUGAGCGAUAAAGGGCUGAAGGCUGAGCUGAUGGCGCGGCUGCAGGCCGCUCUGGAUCAGGAGGCGCUGUCCACCAACGGCUCUGACGGACAGUACGAGGAUGGAGGCGGCCUCGGGUACAUGGGCGAUGAAGACCUCGAGGAAGACCUGGCUGGAGAGAGUAUGGAGGCUGAGGAGGAGGAUGGAGAUAACUCGGAGGCUGGGGAGCAGCAGGAUGAUGACAUGGAGGAGGAGGAGGAGGACGCAGGGGUAGAGCUGGAUAAAUCAGAUGAAGAUGAAGAUGUCCUGCUUAAAGAAGACGAUGAGGAGAUGGAGAAAUUUGAUGAGGAUGAUGUGGCUCUCGACAUGGGCCCUGGCGAGGGGGAUGCAGACAAGAAUGAUGAACGGAAGAAUAAGAAGUGUGUAAAGAGACGCCGAGAUGAACAUGGAAGGGGCUACUUUGAAUUUAUUGAAGAAAGCAAAUACAGCCGGGCAAAGUCUCCCCAGCCUCCACUGGAAGAAGAGGAUGAAGAGUUUGAUGACACAGCUGUGUGUUUGGACACCUACAACUGUGACCUGCACUUCAAGGUGUCUCGGGAUCGGUAUAGCGCCUCCUCACUCACUAUGGAGAGCUUUGCUUACCUGUGGGCCGGGGGACGGGCAUCUUACGGUGUGGCAAAGGGCAAGGCUUGCUUCGAAAUGAAGAUUAUAGAGAAGAUUCCUGUAAAACACAUUUCCAGUAAAGGAAUUGAGAUUCAUGAUGUUUUGGUGGGUUGGUCACUGGCCAGUAGCUCUCUUCUGCUAGGGGAGGAAGCACACUCAUAUGGCUUUUCAUCUAAGGCCAAGAAAACCAGCAACGGUGUGACGGAGGACUUUGGGGAGGCUUUUGAUGAGAACGAUGUUGUCGGUUGCCUUAUUAACUUUGAUGCUGAAGAAGUGGAAAUUUCUCUCUCCAAGAAUGGACAGGAUCUGGGAACAGCUUUCAAAGUCAGUAAGGAUGAGUUGGAGGGAAAGCCAUUCUUCCCUCACGUCCUCUGCCACAACUGUGCUGUUGAGUUCAACUUCGGCCAGCGUGAAUCCCCGUUUUUCCCCCAACCUGAAGGCUUUACGCUCCUGCAGCAGAUCCCUGUGUGUGAUCGUAUCAGAGGACCGAAGGGACCCGAGACCAAAGAAGACUGUGAGGUCAUUGUCAUGGUCGGACUGCCUGGAUCAGGAAAAAGUGAAUGGGUUACAAAGCACACCCAAGCCAAUCCUGAAUAUAAAAACAUUCUACAAAAACAGAUUACAAUCAUAGAGAAGAUGAUGAUUUCCAGUUUGAAGAGACAGAUGAAAGAUGUCACAAAGCUCUCAGCAAUAUCUCAGCGUGCUCCCCUCUUCCUCGGGAAAUUCAUCGAGAUCGCAGCACGGAAAAAACGCAACUACAUACUUGACCAGACUAAUGUAUCAGCACCAGCCCAAAGAAGAAAAAUGUGCCUGUUUGCUGGUUUCCAGCGUAAAGCAGUGGUAGUCUGUCCGACAGAUGAGGAAUAUAAACAGAGGACUCAGAAAAAGGCAGAAACAGAUGGCAAAGAUGUACCUGAACAUGCAGUCCUAAAAAUGAAGGGAAAAUACACACUGAAUAUGUAAGAUCAGUGCUUCAGUGAAGUGCUUUAUGUCGAGUUGCAGAAAGAAGCUGCUACCAAACUUCUUGAACAGUACAAGGAGGAGAGCAAAAAUUCCCUUCCUCCUGAGAAGAAGCCCAACCAGGGAGGGGUUCAACCAAAGAGGGGAGGCAUUCGGGGACGAGGAGGCAAAAAUCUGUUCAACCGUGGUGGAGGAGGACAGGGUCAGAGGGGAGGACGAGGAGGCUUUCAAAACCGAGGCAACUUUAGGGGUGUGCCUGGACUUCGUGGUGGGUUUACCAGACCACCGAGAGGUUUCCUUCCUCCCCCUGCCUUCCGAGGAGGCUUCAACCGGGGCAGUUUCAACCACGGCGGUAGAAUGCCUUACAGAGGUGGCGCCCCCAGGCCGGGACCUGGACGUGGCAAUAUGGUUAACAUGGGCAACAGAGGAGGAGCCAUGAACAGGGGCAACAUGGGACGAGGGGGAGGGGCCAACCGGGGCAGCUUCAACCAGAAAUUCAGGGGUCGAGGAGGAAAUAAUCAAGGUUUUAAAAAUGGCAACUUUAGCAUGAACAAAGCACAAGCUUUCAACCAGAGCUGGCAACAAGGGUUCUGGAAUCAGAAACCAUGGCGUCAGCAGUACCAUCCUGGAUAUUACUGAAUCAUAGCUGUGAUGGACUGAUAUCACAUGAAGAGCAUCAGCUUUAACUUCAGAAUCAAAUGUUCAUUUUAUCUAAUGUCCUUUUGUUUUUGUACAGAUUUUAAUAGGACAUUUCAUAUUGGGAGCUUUCAGAGCUUUAUAGGUGACCUGUUACAGUUUUAUAAAUGAAUAUUUUAUGUUUGUCUUUGACCGCAGGUUCGUAUGACAAUGCGGUUCAAUUCAGGAAUCUCAGAAUUACUUCAGGGUAGGAUGUUUGUCUUUAAAAACUUUCAGGGUUCAGAAUUUUAUGUUUAAUUAGACUCUGUGUGAAUCUUUGUGUAGCAGUAAAGCUCCAUAACAUAAGAGUCGUCAAGGCACUUUGCAGUUAUAUGAAGAAAAUCUGUCCUGCUGCAAUAAUAUUUUUAUUUAAAAGAACAUGAAACAUGAAGGCCUAUAAACUAAGAUACUGAAAUUUGGAGUAAGUCUUGUAUAUAAGGUCUAGUCAGCUUUUGCAAAGAAAAUGAAUUGAAAUAACUGGAAAUUUCAAUGACAGUUGUGUAAUAGUUUAUUGUGUAACCUCUUCAUUGGAUUAGAAUUGAAUUUAGAAAGUGUUAAUUUAAAAGCAGUCCAUCGCCUGUACAAAAAUGUUUGUGUAAAAACAUUUUACAAACAAAAGUAGGUGCUAAACAGUCUGUACCUGUAAAAUCUGUCCAGUGUGGAAAAGCAAUGUUGUCUUGUUUUACAUGUGUGUUUUCAGUGUGGUUUAAUAUUUUUGAGGACAAGCAAAGCUUUGUAAAACCAUCAGAUUUUGAAAAUUAUAUUUUUUUCUGUAGGGAGCAAUAAACAGAAUUUUUGAUUCUUUGCCACUAAAAAUAAAAGCAGAAAUGAUGCUUUUAUUGUUGCGGGUUUAGGAUAUUACUUUUUGUAGUAAUUUUGCAUUAAGUGCAUUAAGAACUUUUUUUCCAGCUGUAUUUCUUUUUAAAAUUCAAUGUAUUAUUUUGAAAUGCGGCUUACUACUCCUUAAUGAUCUUAACUUAGGUUAAAAAUUAUAACAUAUUUUGGUCUUUUUUUUAUUUUUUAAGUGUAUGCCUGUUUAACACAACCUUAGCUGUGACCCCAUUUUUAUAGGCCUGUAAAAAAUGUGUAGUUUGCUUCAAAAUUAUAGCAAUUAACCAGAAUUUUGAACUACAUCAUCUUACUUAAAACAGUGAUUAUACAAUUAUUUUAUAAUAGUGUUGUCUUUAUAGUAAAGCUCUCAAAUGAUGCCAGGAUGCCAUUGUGGACUGUUAACAAUAGACUGAUUUUCUAAUGCUUUAAUAGAAAAAUGUGUAAUUAUUGUAACUGCAAACAAAUGCAAAUAUUAACACAAUUAUAACAUGUUCGACAGUUUCUUUCUUUUAUCCAUAAUUCCCACAACAGAAACACUACUGCCUAGCUAUUAUUUUUACUAAUAGUAUUAUUACUUGUCCUUCUGUUCUUCAGUUAAAGAAAUACUCA